Molecule: messenger RNA, 605 nt
Organism: Microbotryum saponariae
Lineage: Eukaryota; Fungi; Basidiomycota; Microbotryomycetes; Microbotryales; Microbotryaceae
Source: the annotation of a GenBank genome assembly
AUGGAAGCAGAAGUCGUGCAAUGGCUCGCCGUCACGCUCGCCUUGCUAGGCGUCCUCGUCGGGCCACGUCGCCUCCUUCGCCUCUCUCCACCUUGACGGUCGAACCCUGGCUGACUCCUCUCCCGUAACCCUUACUUCUUCAGAUGCAAAUCUUUGUCAAGACCUUAACCGGCAAGACGAUCACGCUUGAGGUUGAGUCCUCGGACACGAUCGACAACGUAAAGGCUAAGAUUCAGGAUAAGGAGGGCAUUCCCCCAGACCAACAACGUCUCAUCUUCGCGGGCAAGCAGCUCGAGGAUGGCCGUACGCUCGCCGAUUACAACAUCCAGAAGGAGUCGACGCUGCACUUGGUGCUCCGCCUCCGAGGUGGUAUGCAAAUCUUCGUCAAGACCUUGACAGGCAAGACGAUCACGCUCGAGGUUGAGUCCUCGGACACGAUCGACAACGUCAAGGCCAAGAUUCAGGACAAGGAGGGCAUUCCCCCAGACCAACAACGUCUCAUCUUCGCGGGCAAGCAGCUCGAGGAUGGCCGUACGCUCGCCGACUACAACAUCCAGAAGGAGUCGACGCUGCACUUGGUGCUCCGUCUCCGAGGCGGACAGUAG